GAAGCACUCGUAUUAAUGACGCCUACGUCACCACGCGAAUCAAGACGUAAUAAUACCCGACACUCUCCCGACGAAUUUUCUGUUCAAUUUUAAUCUGCGGUCAAACCAGGACCAGAUAAAAGAAUUCCGCUUUGAUAACUUCUUUUUUACGAAUCAGAAAAUUACCUAUUUUUUUCCCAUAAUGGGGUUUGUCUGGUGCUUUUGUGAAAAAGCGCAUGAUCCUUAUACAUCAUGCUACAUAAUCGAUUUAUUUGGAUAAAAAGAACUGCCGUCUAGUUAAAUUGUCAUAAGCAUCGAGAACCACUACGUGAUGAAUGCUAUUGAGAAAUUGAUGUUUAAAAUUGCGAGUAGAUAUAUUACUUAUUGAGGAUUUAAAGAAAAGAGGUUGGUGUGGCAUUUAAAGAUAUUUAAAGAGACAACAGAUAGUCAUUCACAGUCCUGAUCUGUGCACGGACUGUGAUUAUAUUUCYCACCUAAGAUUGAAGUGAAGUCGCCCAUCUUCAAGUUACUUGAAAAUACUUGUUCUGACGAUAUACAUUAGAAAAGAAGAGAGUUUGUGCAAGCCUACAUACACAUUAAGUUGUCAUUCAAGGAACGACGUCCCAAGAGAUAGGAAAUAUCGAAGACUGAAAAGGAAGGUACUUGUCUCACCUUUUCAUCAGUUCAAGACUUUAGUACACAAUUUUGUUAAAAGCUGUUUCUGAUGUUUUUUACUUGUUCAACGAAGGCAUUCCCAAUUUUUGAGUUGGUUGAAAAUAAAGUGUUUCAAAGAUAUUUUUAAGAAUUAAAGGGUUUGAAUACAGAUAAAGGUACAGUUCUUGCACAAGGACUUUUGGAACAAGUUUAUAAUAAUUGGAAGCACAAUAUUACUGGUAAAAAUCCAUCGUGAAAGGUAUUAUCACUUUGGUUUAGGCGCGUACGGUCCAAGCAACACAACAAGAGAGUGAGAUCAGUUCAUAUCGUACUGCAGUACUAGGAUUUGAACUCAACAUGAAUAAUGAUCAAAGCGCUAAUUUUACGAACGGUUCAGGAAACAAUACUUUUCCCUCGCCUCCAUCAGUAAAUCUAGCGCCAGUCAUAAUCCUUCACACCAUUAUCAUAAUUGGCAUCAUUGGAAACUCCUUUGUCGUCACCAUUGUUGCGAUGAUCAACAGCAUGAAAACAACGACGAAYCUUCUCCUUGUUAACGUGGCAAUUGCAGACAUCAUCAUGUUAAUGCUUACUGCUAUACACAUGAUACUAUCAAGGACAAUUCCCUUUGAUAACAGCUUCCUUUGUAAAGUCAUUGAGCCUAACACUUUAUCAAACGUUGCUCUUCUAGCAACUAGUCUUAGCCUAACAGUUCUUUCCAUUGAGCGAUAUAACGCCCUGGUAAAACCAAUGAGGAUUUCAAGAAGACUCACACGAGAAAACGUCAUAUUCGUUAUUAUUGGAAUAUGGAUUGUUUCCAUGGCAAUGAAUAUUCCAAUACUGAUCCACAUGGUUUACAAUCCAAUAGCCAAGGCUUGCCUUCCCCGGAAUAACGAUAGCAGUUUUUUGGUAUCGGUGGGUGGCAUCGUCAUGGCAAUGACCAUCAUUCCUUUUCUUAUCAUUGCAUUCUGCUAUUCUCAAAUCAUUUCUGGUUUGUACUUCAGAAACACGAUUUUCAGCUGUAGUCAGACAAACAACCCUGGACUCAGCCGAGAAGACUUAAUUGCAAAGAGAAAACUAGUGAAACUCCUCCUUACAAUAACAAUAGUGUUUUUCAUUGCAUUUGUCCCGUACGGUGUACUCCAGAUAUCAAUCUUUGGUCUUACUGGUGCUCGAAGAAUUAAUCRAAACAUUGUAAACCUUUCCAAUGUAAUUGUGUACCUACUUCCAAUCCAUUCGUCGAUUAAUCCGUUUCUYUACUCGCUACAAAGCAAUAAUUAUAGACAAGGUUUCAAAUUAGUCGUCACCAAGAUAUUUUGUAUUCGAAACCAAGGAUGGAAUGUGGGUGURGGUUCAACCCAACGUCAGAURCCUGUUGUCUCGUACAGGCAAGAUCACGUGGAAAUGUGCGAAUGAUUUAACUACUCUCAAUAAUAAUGGAUAUUGCAGACAAAAUUCUAUGAAUGAAAUAUCAACCUGAUGCCAAGUAACUUUUUUUUUUGACAAGCUACAAGGGCUACAAGCUAUGACACAGUAUAAUUGGGAAGAUAUUCUUAGAAGAUAUGUGCUGGACUUUUUUUCAAUUAAGAAAUAAUUGGCGUUUUAUAAUCGUCUGUAUGUCAAUUUACAGAGCGUUGGCGACUKAAUUCUAGAUUGCUUUUAAUGCACAGCGAUUGGUAUUCCUCCCUAUCAAAGAUUUGCCUACGAAAAACUCCCCUCAAACAGCUGUCAAAGACUAAUAACCAUAACCAUAUUUGGAAUUUUUGCCUUAUUUGGCAACACCUACAAAGUCAGUAAUUGUUGGAGGUGUUUCACUUCAAGUCUGUUUAAAUGACCCGAAAAGUGUUCAGAUAUUCUAAAAAUUGAGUAUGGUGAYCGAGUGAGGUGUCGGUUGGUCUGGAUUCCCUUCGUUUUUGGUGCUCCAUAUUCAACGUAAAAAUAAAUAAACACGAAAGAUGCUGGAAAUAGUGCAUUGGAAUUCAGUACUGAAGAAGGGAUUUGUAUUGAGGUUGAAAUAAUUAAGUCAUCAUACAAAUUUUCGUGGGCACUUACAAUAAAAAUCAUGCGAAAUCGGAACAAUACAAGUACAGACAUAUUUAGCAAGCAUUAAUUUGGAUGUUUUUGUCAAAUAAUUCAGUGUUUUAUUUAUUUGCUUUUUCGCGUAAACUUUUUUUGUGGGUCUAUAAUUUCGCGAUUAAUUCAUUAAAAGAGUGACUAGUGAAAAUUAAGARCUAAUGAGGCAUUAUAUAAUUUUCUUUUCCAUUCAUAUUAGACAUCUUUUCUUCAAGUGACAGGACUGUAUUUUGUUAUUUAAAAGGAAUUCAUGCAUUCGUGAAUUUAGAAACUACUUAGAGAUUCAAGGAUGAAAUAUUUCAUAUUUGUAGGGUGCACAGUUGAAAUGAGCAUUUCGGCUUGACGGGCCGAUGUUUAGGUGUUUUACUGCAUUGCGUGAUCGCUUGUAAGAAUCGUGCUGGAAAGUAAUUACGAUAUAUUAUUAAAGCGCUUUAUAAGAUUAUUUUAAUUAUUUUAGUCAUUUUGGAAUCGGACAAACUGAUCACGCUAUGAUAAAAACAGUGCACGAGACUGAUUCCUACUGAUUAUCUUAUAUUAUGACUCAAUAUUGCAAUCAAUAGGUCUUAGUCUGAAUCUUGAACAUGUAAAUAAAUGUAUAGUAUCUUUUCUGCAUGCCACUUGCARCAGUGGCUUUUGCUUUAUAUGACACUCCGGUGAYAUCSGUUUGAAMAAAAUUCAAUYGAAUAGUUAARUUGGCGAACUACGUUGCUUGUGUAAAAUAUAUAUAUGGGUUUWGUUUAGACUAAUAAUUGUAUAAAAUAUUUAUAGAAUCUAUAGACACAAGCAAUCACGACAAGGUUGCGAGUUGAAGGUUGCAGGGGUGGAUCCAGGAUUUUCCUCAGGGAGGGGUGCGGGGCACUGAAUAUUACUUAAACGGAGUUAGAGUGAAACGUUCUACUUUUCUUUUUUCGAAUGCUGGGUCGUUCUUUGAAGGUUGGACUGAAAAUACUGAGCUUUGUAUUCUUGUAUAAAGGUUAAUGUCUUUGUGUAGGGGGUGGACCCCACAAAAAAAUCAUUAUCAUGAAGAUACAAAAUAAGGAAAGUAUUGAAGGAUACAGAUCUCGGGGUUGGCCAGUUGAAUUGAAAAAGGCACUAGUUAACAUUAGAUCGUAAAUAUAAUUGUGAACUUGGUAGAAAAAGGUGUGAUAUUUCAAAGCAUAAAAUAUUUGAAACAUAAAUUCGCUUUUUAAUGGUCUUUAAUUGGUUAAUGUUACAGCCAUAGCUUUAGAAUAUUCUUUUUUACGACUGACAAAAACAUUGUUUAUACGGAGAUACUGCAAGAACAAUGGUCGCUUUGAUCUUGCGCAUUGUAAUACACGUUGGUUAGUCCUUUGUCUGAGAACCAGAACGACUGAUGUCGACYAAUACUGAAAGGUUUCUAAAUUAUACCAUUUUCUCUUAUUUUUGUAUUAAGAAAAAAAUACGAAACUAUAUAGCUAUGCACAGAAAUGUGCAAACCAAAAAUAAUACUCCAGAUUCGAGUUCUCUGUGCUCUGUGUUUUCAAUUUUGCAAAAUGUCACCAGAUUUAAUCAUUAUAACACCCGUGAAAUUUCAAAUCAUUUAAUUUUUUCACAAAUUUCRCGGAUUUUCAAGGUCUGAGAAACAAAACUAUAAAUUUGUUGGUUUUGAGGUUAACACAGAGCAAAAAAGAAAUCGGAACUGAAGUAUUAGUAUAAUUCAGGAAACGUUGAAUACAGCUGAAGAUAGUGUAUUCCACAACCGAAAUGCAUUGUUGGUCGUACAGCCAAAAACUCCAACGUUAAGCGAUCAAACUUAGAAUUACAACGCAGCUACAAAAGAGGUUUUUAACUGUAACAAUGCGGUUUUGGAAUACAUGUGAAUAGUGCACUAUUCUGUAUGCAAUAUUCAACGCUGUAUAACCUUAUACAUAACAGAUCAAAACAGAAACAAUAAAACAACCCGGUUCUUAUAAACUUACCAAAAUGGCGACUGCCUGAUACUUGGGAUGCAUGAGGUUGGGUAGAUUACCCGUCCACUUGUAUCCUUUGAUUUUAAAACUCGUCCCCUAAAACU
This is a messenger RNA of Exaiptasia diaphana, 4738 nucleotides long. Its product is annotated as galanin receptor type 1-like. Gene Ontology annotation, cellular component: membrane. The coding region runs from base 991 to 2046 and encodes 351 amino acids. The record is from RefSeq and is a predicted model, not a curated record. NCBI's taxonomy places the organism in Eukaryota, Metazoa, Cnidaria, Anthozoa, Actiniaria, Aiptasiidae. Gene Ontology annotation, biological process: G protein-coupled receptor signaling pathway. The transcript has 2 exons. Gene Ontology annotation, molecular function: G protein-coupled receptor activity.